Molecule: messenger RNA, 1170 nt
Organism: Propithecus coquereli (Coquerel's sifaka)
Lineage: Eukaryota; Metazoa; Chordata; Mammalia; Primates; Indriidae
Gene: MYLK4
Product: myosin light chain kinase family, member 4
Exons: 11
Coding region: 1-1170 (389 amino acids)
Biological process (GO): positive regulation of apoptotic process; protein phosphorylation; intracellular signal transduction
Cellular component (GO): cytoplasm; nucleus
Molecular function (GO): protein serine/threonine kinase activity; ATP binding
Source: RefSeq, a predicted model, not a curated record
AUGUUCAAAGUGAAGAGGCUGGACGAAUUCAACACGUGCUAUAACGGCAGCCGGCUGGAGAAUAUGGCCUUUCUUCAGUGCGUGGAAAAGGUUGAGAAAGUGAAAUGUUUUCUGGAAGAAAAUUCUAGCAAGCAGGAUUCAAGAUCUGGAAAGAAUGAGGCUAGCGAGACGGUGUGGUCCAACUCCGGCUUGACAGAAGGGAUGCCCGUCAAAGGCAAAAGGACAUCAGCCCUCACAGAUGACGUCCCAGCUCCUCCUGCCCCAUUCGGCCAUCGUAUUGUGACAGCCAAGCUAGCAGCAGUCAACAACUUCUACACUGUGAGCCAAACAGAAAUUUUAGGAGGGGGGCGCUUUGGCCAGGUUCACAAGUGUGAAGAGACAGCCACAGGUCUGAAGCUGGCAGCCAAAAUCAUUAAGACCAGAGACUCCAAGGACAAGGAGGAAGUGAGGAACGAGAUCAGCGUCAUGAACCAGCUGGACCACGCCAACCUCAUUCAGCUCUACGACGCCUUCGAGUCCAAGAAUGAUAUCGUCCUGGUCAUGGAGUAUGUGGAUGGUGGGGAGCUGUUCGACCGCAUCAUCGAUGAGAACUGCAACUUGACCGAGCUUGACACCAUCCUGUUCAUGAAGCAGAUAUGUGAGGGCAUACGGCACAUGCACCAGAUGAACAUUCUCCACCUGGACCUGAAGCCUGAGAAUAUCCUGUGUGUGAAUCGGGAUGCUAAGCAAAUAAAAAUUAUUGAUUUUGGAUUGGCCAGAAGUUACAAACCCAGAGAGAAGCUGAAGGUGAACUUUGGAACCCCGGAAUUUCUCGCCCCUGAAGUUGUGAACUACGAUUUCGUUUCCUUUCCCACUGACAUGUGGAGCGUGGGGGUGAUCGCCUACAUGCUACUUAGCGGCCUGUCCCCUUUCCUGGGUGAUAACGACGCGGAGACGCUGAACAAUAUCCUGGCCUGCAGGUGGGACUUAGAGGAUGAAGAAUUUCAGGACAUCUCGGAGGAGGCGAGGGAGUUCAUCUCCAAGCUCCUGAUUAAGGAGAAGAGUUGGAGAAUAAGCGCAAGUGAAGCUCUCAAGCACCCUUGGCUGUCAGACCACAAGCUCCACGCCAGACUCAGCGCACAGAAGAAGAAGAAUCACAGCUCUGAUGCCCAGGACCUUGGGACCAAAUAG